GACCCUCUGAGCCGGCUCAAGAGUUGAACCUCGACUCACACGAAUCUCAAUACUGGACGGAUUCAACAUGGCGUCCUCUCCAGAGAACCGGGCCUUGCCACUUACCGCUGUCAACAUCGCAGCCUUGGUCCUCGCCUUGACAGUAACCGCCCUUCGAUGUUAUGUCCGCAUCUGGCUGCUCAAAGCCUUUGGGGCUGACGACUGGUUGAUGGUCGCCGCCGCAAUUUGCUUUGCUUUCUAUUGCUCCGUCUCCCUCACUGGCCUCGCCCACGGGACAGGCUACCAUGUGGGCGAUCUGAGCAAAGAAUCCUAUGCAGAAGCUAGAAAGUGGUGGUACUGCUGCUAUCCGAGCUACGCUGUCACCAUGGCAUUGACCAAAAUAUCCAUCGCCUUCUUUUUCCGCCGUGUCAUCGUCGAACGCGUACACAAGUGGAUUCUCAACACCGCUGCAAUCUUGACCGUCGCCAGCUGUUUGGUCUUCUUUUUUGCCAGCAUCUUUCAAUGCUGGCCGGUCAGCUACUACUGGGACAAGUACAGCCAGACGGGCACCUGCAUCCCGGACCGCGUCGUCAUCGCCCUGGUCAUGCUGUUCAGUGUCAUCAACAUCAUCACUGACUUCACAUUUGCCCUGAUGCCCGCCUGGAUUCUGUCCCACCUCAACAUGAAACGCCAGACCAAAUGGGCUCUAUGCCUUCUAAUGGGCCUCGGUUGUGUUGCCAGUGCCGCCGUGGUCAUCCGCCUUCCUUAUGUACAUCUCAUUGCCAGCGACGACUUCUUAUACGACACGAUCGACGUCGCCAUCUGGUCCACAACUGAGCAGUGUCUAGCCAUCACAGCAGGCGGCCUCGCCACGCUGCAGCCCCUGGUAAAACUCAUCGCGUUUAAACUCGGGCUCGGCGGCCGCCCUUCACUACCCACCCCAUCGGGAUAUGGCAACAACAUGCCCAUGCCGACGGGGUCCAUUGCCGUCAAGAGGUCUUUCACACACCGGACCGAGGCCAGGACGUCGGCUCACAACAAGUACGACCAGCCAGGUCUCAAGCUGCAGCCCGUGAUUGGCGAGUAUUCAGCCGAGUGCUACAACACGAGCCAGGAGCUUCUUAGGGUACCGUCAGGGUCUGACGGGAAGCCGUCCAAGGAGUCGGAGAGGAGCUCCGAGUCACGACAUACGUAA
Messenger RNA from Chaetomium fimeti, 1174 nucleotides. RefSeq lists its product as uncharacterized. The record is from RefSeq and is a predicted model, not a curated record. NCBI's taxonomy places the organism in Eukaryota, Fungi, Ascomycota, Sordariomycetes, Sordariales, Chaetomiaceae. Bases 68 to 1174 code for a protein of 368 amino acids. The transcript is spliced from 4 exons.